AUGGAGCCCGUCAGCUUUGCUGUCGGAAUUAUAGGGCUUGCAGGUCUCUUUAGUACUUGUUUGGAGGCCGUUGAAAGAUUCGAUUCGUGGAAAGACUACGAUUCCGAGUUUCGUUCUCUUGUCGCCCAAUUUAAAGUCCAAAAGCUUCGACUCGCGAAAUGGGGCGUGGCUGUGGGCCUGGAAGAUGACGAACUCUCAUAUGUACACAACCCCCUUCUUGAUGACCCUAAGAUUGAGUCGACAGUUAAAGAGCUCCUCUUGGCAAUCAACACUACUUGUCGUGAUGAGGAUAAAGCUUUUUUGACACCGAUGCUGGGGAAAGACGAAAACCCCACCAAAGACCAACCAUUCCAUCGCCAUGCUCCUCGCGAAUCCAAACGUCAGAAACUUGGAUGGGUUUUCAGAACCAAAGCUAAGCGAGUCGCCCAAGUUGAUCGUUUCUCCAAAUUGGUGGAAAGUCUUCAUAUCUUGGUACCAAUCGAGGAUCCAAAGGAACACAUGGGAAGAAGGCCCACCGGUGAUGAACAUAGACGAGAUUUACACGCAUGGCUUCUCGGUUCUACCCCUUCAAACGAGCUGUACGAGAUAUUUUCCGAGAGAAAGAUCAAAGGGACUUGCGAGUGGGUUUUGGGCCAGCCAUGGUUCCUCGACUGGAUCUCGCCAGACUUCCCAACUGAAUGUGCUAAGAUCCUCUGGAUCAAUGGUCAUGCGGGAUUUGGGAAGUCAGUCAUAUGUGCGAGAGUUAUUGACCACGUUUCUUCCAAUUCGAAGGACCCCGUUGCUCAUUUCUUCUUUUCAUCUGACUUUGAAAGCAGAAGGGACCCAUUUAUCGCAAUUAGGUCAUGGCUAUCCCAAUUAUUGCGUCACCCUGUCGUCUUUUCUUUAGCCCGCGAGAGAUUGACAACGCAACAAGGACAGAGAGCAACGCGUGGCGAUACACUAAAGCUCCUACGUGAGCUUGUCAUCAAGAUACCCCGGUGCACAUUUGUCCUAGACGGCCUCGAUGAAUGCAGAUGGGUUGAACAGGACUAUAACUCCAACCACGGGGCUUCGAUCGUUGACUUUCUGGAGGCAUUGAGACAUGCAAUCGCUGGCACAUCUACUCGACUUUUGGUUGUUAGUCGUGAUGAGCCAGAAAUCAGGGCUUGUCUUGUGAACGAGUCCAAUCCCAAUGAUGUUAUUGUCAUUCAGCACAGCAUCACACCCGAGGACGUCCGACCCGAUCUUGAUAUGUUCGCUCGGUCCAUAGUGAAUAAAAGGUUAUCAACAAUGACAGAAGGGACAAAGGAAGACAUUUCUCAGAAACUGGCUGAAUGUUGUAACGGACAGUUUCUCUGGGUCCAGAUGCAAGAAAGUCAACUACACGACUGGAAAAGUCCAAAACAACUCGAAAAGACGAUCAAUUCCACCCCUCCUGGUCUUCAAAAGACCUACGACCGAGAAUGGACGGGAAUCUCGCAUCUCUCGGAGGACAAACGAGAACGAACUAUCGCUUUACUACGAUGGGCCGCAUUUGCCCUUCGGCCGCUUUCGGUGUGUGAGAUGGCUGGAGCCUUAUUGAUCAACGCAGACUGUGACGAGGUCAGGUUUGAAGGGGUCCCCGGCAGAAUUAAUGAGAACUAUAUCAAAUCAGAAAUGAUGGAACUGUGUGGAUCAUUGAUUGAUGUUCGAAGUCCAGAGGCAGAAUGCGAUCCCGGGUCGAGAACGGUACAUUUGGCGCAUUUCACUGUCAAGGAAUACUUACUAUGCAAUCUUCCAGUGCAAGGGAGACUCCUACAACUCAACUCGAGCUUGAAGUUUUUGACAGAAGGAAUGGAGAACACUUUGACUGCCAAGAUGUGUCUUUGCUACGUGGAUUGCGAAGAAGUUUGGCAAGAGACCCCCGAGGAGGGAAGAGCUCAGGUCCUCGGCUCUUUCCGGGAUUAUGCUGCCAGAUCAUGGUAUCAGCACGCCUCUUUCGGAAAUAUACGUGACUCGGAGCUGGUGAAAUCUGUGAAUCACCUUUUUGAUAUCGAAAAUCCAAACUGGGCCUCGUGGAAAGAUUGGUUCGACUUAAAUGAUGUGUCACAAAAGAUAGGGUGUUUUGACAGCGCGGAAGACCCAAACCCAUCAGCCCCCGACGACAAACAAGAGAUAGGGUCUUCAAAGAGCGGAGACGAGCCUGAAUUAUCUACGUCUAAAGACGGACCAACCACCCAAACCACCUCCAUGAGCCCUUUGUACUACGCAACAUGGCUUGGUCUGACUGAUACCAUGGACCUCCUCCUACAAAGCGGAAAAUGCUCAAUCGACGAGCAAGGAAACUUUGGACGGACCCCGUUAUCAGCAGCUUGCGAAAGAGGACACCUAGAUGCGGUCAAGAAACUCUUAGACAAUGACGCGGACCUUGAAAUAGCCGGCGACAAUGAUCACACUCCUCUUCACACUGCCGCGUGCAGUGGGCAUGCAGAAGUACUAAAGCUACUCCUUGAGAAGGGCGCCAAAAUCCACAAUGGAUCUGAUGGAACGAAAACGCCACUUUAUUGUGCCUGUUUAAACGGUCAUCAUCAGGUAGUCCAAAUGCUCCUUGAAUGGGAACCUGAACUGAUGGCCACACAUGAGGAAUGGAUACCUCUGUUUGCUGCGUCCAAAGGUGGGUUUCUAGAUAUUGUCCAGCUCCUUAUUCAGAAAGGAGCAGAUAUUGGCGCCUCUAAUAGCUUUAGAGAGACAUCUCUCUAUAUUGCUUGCGAAAAUGGCCAUAUCGAGGUUGUGCGCCUAUUGCUUGACAAAGGUGCAGAUGUUCACCAUCCCAACCAAUUUGGCUGGACGCCAGUAAAUACCGCCUCUGAUGAAGGAUUCUCAGACAUUGUUCUCCUUCUUGCUGAGAGAGGGGCAGAUAUUAAUGUCCCGAAUCAGUGUGGUGAGACACCUCUCAGUAAUGCUUGCUACAAAGGUCAUAUUGAGGUUGUACGCCUAUUGCUUGAGGGACGGGCAGAUAUCGAAGUCGAGAACGAGCCUGGUGAGACGGCUCUCUUUAGCGCUUGCUACAAAGGUCAUAUUGAGGUUGUGCGCCUAUUGCUUGACAAAGGUGCGGAUCUUCACCAUCGCAACCGAUCUGGCUGGAGUCCAGUAAAUACCGCCUCUGAUGAAGGAUUCUCAGACAUUGUUCCCCUCCUUGCUGAGAGAGGGGCAGAUAUUAGUGUCCCGAAUGAGUAUGGUGAGACACCUCUCUAUAUUGCUUGCGAGAAUGGUCAUAUUGAGGUUGUGCGCCUAUUACUUGACAAAGGUGCAGAUGUUCACCAUCCCAACCAAUUUGGCUGGACGCCAGUAAAUACCGCCUCUGAUGAAGGAUUCUCAGACAUUGUUCUCCUCCUUGCCGAGAGAGGGGCAGAUAUCGAAGUCCAGAACCAGUCUGGUGAGACGCCUCUCUCUAGCGCUUGCCGCAAAGGCCAUAUUGAGGUUGUGCGCCUAUUGCUUAGCAAGGGUGCAGAUAUCCACCAUCAAAGCCAAUCCGGACGGACGCCAGUAAAUUACGCCUCUGGGGCAGGGCUUUUGGACAUUGUUCACCUCCUUAUUCAGGAAGGAGCAGACAUUGAUUCCCCUGAUCAGUUCGGAGAAACACCUCUCUCCAAUGCUUCCUGGGAAGGUCAUAUUGAGACUGUGCGCCUAUUGCUUGACAAAGGUGCAGAUGUUCACCAUUCGAACGAUAAACAAUGGACGGCGGUACAUGUGGCCUCAAAUAGAGGGUUUUUAGAUAUUGUUCUGCUUCUUCUUGAUAGAGCGGCGGAUAUUAACGCCCAGUCUGAGUCUGGGGAUACGGCUCUCCUUUGCGCUUCCGCCAAUGGUCACAUUGAAGUUGUCAAAAGUCUAGUUGCAAAAGGAGCAGAUCUUGAAAUUGCCAAUCAAUAUGGCGUACACCCGCUGGACGUCGCUUCUAUGGAAGGCUUUUUGGAUGUCAUCACUAUGCUACUCGAGGAGGGAGCAACAGUUGAAGGUGCGGACAAGAAUGGCAGGAGGCCCCUACAUGUGGCUGCAUCGGAAGGCUCUCUAGACAUUACCAGCGUGACCAAAUAUAGUCGCACGCCUUUACAUUAUGCUUGCGCUGGUGGUUCUAUAGAAGCUGUCAAACUUUUGUUCGAGAAGGGCGCGGAUAUCAACAGCGUCACCGAAGAUGGUCGCACGCCUUUACAUUAUGCUUCCUCUGGUGGUUCUAUGGAAGUUGUCAAACUUUUGCUCGAGAAGGGCGCGGAUAUUAACAGCGUGACUAAAGGCGAUAUUACGCCUUUGCAUUCUGCUUCAUUCGCUAGUUCUAUGGAAGUUAUCAAACUUUUGCUCGAGAAUAGUGCGGAUAUCAACAGCGUGACCAAAGACGGUUGCACGCCUUUAUAUUGUGCUUGCACUGGUGGUUCUAUGGAAGUUGUCCAACUUUUGCUCGAGAAGGGCGCGGAUAUCAAUAGCGUGGCCGAAGAUGGUCGCACGCCUUUACAUGCUGCUUCAUUCGGUAGUUAUAUAGGGGUUGUCAAACUUUUGCUUGACAAAGGAGCGGGUAUUGAAAGCGUGGAUGUGCGUAUGGGGACUCCGCUACAUACCGCUUCAGUUUCUGGGAAUCUGGACGUUGUUAAUCUGCUGCUAGAGAGGGGCGCAGCGAUCGAGAACGGGAAUUUUGAUGAUAGAACGCUGUUGCGCUAUGUGUCACCACAUGACAAACUGGAAGUCAUCAACAAUUUCCUUCAUUCUGAAAAGCUCAGGAUUGACAUUCAGGUUGGAAAAGGCUGCACGCCAACCUUCUAUGUUGUCGCACGAGGCCCCAGCAAAAUGGCGAAACUUCUUCUUCUGCGUCUUCAUGCAAAUGCGAAGGAUCGAUAUAGCAUGAUGCGACUAUUAGCCGCUGCAAGAAACGGUUAUGAAGGGGCCAUCGAACAGUUGAACACGCUAAGAGGGGGACAGUCAAACAUGGAUGGACUUGGUCGAGACUUGAUCUGGUGGGCGAUAGGGAUUGGGCGCAGUCAGAUCCUUGCUCUGAUACACCAGUGGUGCUACACACAAAGCUUCGGUGCUCGAAUCCUCCAACCUAGCGAUGACAAGAUAUGGUCUUUGGUGAAUUUGGAUAUGGGGCGUAUUUGCGAUGUGUGCACUCGGCCGAUGCUGAUUAAUACUUCCUAUCGCCGAUGUGAAGAUUGCAACAAUUUCAACAUUUGCUUGGAGUGCGUGGGUGUCAAAGUUACAUGCUUGGAUACUGUUCAUGAAUGGUCCUCUUUGUGA
Molecule: messenger RNA, 5241 nt
Organism: Penicillium verrucosum
Lineage: Eukaryota; Fungi; Ascomycota; Eurotiomycetes; Eurotiales; Aspergillaceae
Exons: 2
Coding region: 1-5241 (1746 amino acids)
Molecular function (GO): protein binding
Source: RefSeq, a predicted model, not a curated record